AUGAAAUCGUUGUUUAUUAUUAAAUAUAUUAACUUAAUUCUUUUUGCUAUUAUUGCCAAUAUUCCAAAAACUGUAACAGAUGCAUCAUCGUCUGUAAAUUUGGUCUCAUUGUAUAAUUCAAACGAUAAAAUAACUGUUCUAACAAGUGAAAAUUUUUCCUCGGCAGUUAACCAAUCGGGAACGGCAUGGCUAAUUGAAUUCUAUGCAAGUUGGUGUGGUCAUUGUCAAUCUUAUGUCAAUACUUACCGAGAAAUCGCUAUAGAUACUUGGACAUGGAAAAAGAUUGUUCGCGUUGGAGCAUUAAACUGUUAUGCAGGAAAGAAUGAAGCGGUAUGUCGUCAAUAUGGUAUCAGAGGCUAUCCAACACUUCGGUUAAUACCUCCAGGUACUAGUUCUUAUAAUGCAUCUAAAGGCAUUGAUAUUCCAGCAAUGAAUGCCAAUGCGGUGGAAAACGGACUUAUUAAAGAGCUUGAAAAAAUGCAUAAAAAAUACAAAUCAUGGCCAUAUUUUACACCAGUCAAUCGAAUUACAUUUGAAGAAAUUUAUUCACGUAUACCACCGGCAGUCAAAGUCCUUUUAGUAAUUGCAGAAAAACGAGACGAUUUUACUGGUCGACAAGUUAUGCUUGACUUUUCUCAAUAUCGCGAACAAAUAGCUAUUUGUCGAACAACUACAGAUGGAAAAUUAUGGCAUAAAUUUAAUAUUAGUUUAACAGAUGUACCGGCUUUAUUUGUUAUCUUUCGUAAUAGAACUGCUCAAAGAAUCAAUAUUGAACGAAAUAACUAUAGUAAUAUUGAUACUCGAAAUUCGUUUAACAAUGGUAUUCGAUCAUUUAUACAUAGAACACAUUCCAUUGAUGAUUUUGAUGAUCAUGAUCUCGAAGAGGUUAUUCUUCGUAAAAAUGCACUUAAAAAUGCGGAUAAAAACCAAAGAGUAACUCACAACAAGACUAUAACAGAUGAUAUCGGUGAUAAUAGUACAGUUCAUCGUAAAGUUAAUAUGGUUGAUCUUGAAUUAGCUUUAACUUACAUGUUUCGAACAGAAGUACCUCAAAUGAAGGACAUUCAAGGUAAAGCUUAUGAUGCAUUAGUUCAAUGGUUGUCUGUGCUUACUAAGUAUUUUCCUGGUCGUGCACCAGUGAUGGCAUAUUUUCAACAGUUAUUAUCAAGUGUUAAUGAAAAACCACAUGGUUUCAGUGGAAGUCUAUUUCGGGAUAUGGUUGAUAUGAAAAUAUCGAAUGCUUAUUUACCUAAUGAUCAUGUUCAAUAUCAACAUUGUGCAGGAUCUGCUCCACAAUAUCGUGGCUAUCCAUGUGCACUAUGGCUUCUUUUCCAUACGCUCACUGUUUCACAAUAUCAAGCUGAAUCACAAGAUAUUAAUGUUACCGAAGUUCUAUUAGCUAUAAAAAAUUAUAUUAAAUUUUUUUUUGGUUGUAAACAAUGUAGUGAUAAUUUUAUGAAAGAAACUAUCAAUAUAACUCAACUUGAUUCACAAAAUAAACACCAAGCUAUUAUCUAUCUUUGGAAAGUUCAUAAUAGUGUUAAUAAACGUUUACAGGGUCAAAUAACUGAAGAUCCUAAACAUCCAAAAGUUCAGUUUCCAAAUCGAUAUCUAUGUACAACAUGUAAAUCAAUCAAUAAUAGUCAAAACAAUGAUGACUAUGAUAUUUCAAAAACAAUCGAUUUUCUUCUUGAUUAUUACUCAAGAAAAAAUAUCGAUAUAUCAUUAAUAUCAAAUAAAUCUCGUCUUCUUGAAGAACUAUCAACUGAAGAAGAACGUUUAGUUUCAACUGCAGAAUACAAAGAUGUCAAACUACAACGUGUUGCAUAUAAGAACGAAAACUUGCAGCAUGUAGAGUAUAGGAGUGAGAAAUUGCAACAUGAAGAAUAUAAGAGAGAAAAACUACAACAUACGAAGCACAAGGAAGAAAAAUCACAGCAAGUAGGAUCAACUAAUUCUUUGAUGAUAAUUUUACAACAUUCUUCGCUUUAUGUGUUGCUUGCUUCUAUUAUUAUUAUUCUUGUUCUAUUUCGUCGUCGAUUUUGUAAAGCUAAAACAAAGCGUUAUGUAAUUUAA
This is a messenger RNA of Rotaria socialis, 2076 nucleotides long. The record is from the annotation of a GenBank genome assembly. NCBI's taxonomy places the organism in Eukaryota, Metazoa, Rotifera, Eurotatoria, Philodinida, Philodinidae.